Molecule: messenger RNA, 525 nt
Organism: Candidozyma duobushaemuli
Lineage: Eukaryota; Fungi; Ascomycota; Pichiomycetes; Serinales; Metschnikowiaceae
Exons: 1
Coding region: 1-525 (174 amino acids)
Source: RefSeq, a predicted model, not a curated record
AUGGUGGCUGUUUUGGCCUCGUGCGGAGUGUCGAGCAAAGUGCUCCCGCAGGACGGGUACCACUUUUACCGCGAGCAAUUGGCGCGCUUCGACGACCCCGAGGAGGCCUUCCGCCGCCGCGGAGCACCCUAUACGUUUGACGGGGCCCGUUUUGUGGAUGCCGUGAGGCGGGUACGCAACGGCGAAAAAGUGUUGGCGCCGCUGUUUGACCACGCUAAAAAGGAUCCGGUUGAAGACGACAUUUGCAUUGAGCCGCUGGCACAGGUUGUUUUUAUCGAGGGCAACUACGUAGGUUUGAAGGACGAGCCGUGGGUGCAAUUGGCGGAGUUGGUGGAUGAGCUCUGGGUGGUCCGCACUGCGCCAGAAACGGUGCGGGAGAGGAUUGUGCGGAGGCACUUGGCUGCGGGCAUAGCGAAGAAUCACGAGGAGGCCGUAGCCAGGGCGGACGGGAGCGACUGGCAGAACGCCUUGUAUGUCAUGGAGAAUACCAGGGAGGCCGAUGCCACUGUGCUGAUGGACAAUUGA